CUGUGCCUGUGCCUGUGCCUGUGCCUGUGCCCACUGCCGACCUAGGUACAGGUACCGGUACCUACCUUAGCUAUUGCCUAAGGUCACCAGUCCACCAGUCCACCAGGAGUACCUACUCGUACUCAUUCCCUACCUUACCCAAGGUAAAUUUACCUAGAUAGCCAGCAGCCAGCCUAUCACCUUCCGCAUGCGGCGUGUGUAUGCAGGUGUACCAUGCCCAUGCGGCGUCCCGCCAAGGAAGCGUCAGGGGCAGCAAUCAACACCAGACCACUGAGACCAGACCACCCCGAGGGACUUCCGUCCGUUCUGCUCGCUCAACUUUUCAUAUGUUCGGCUGACAGCAACAGCAACAGCGACAACGACAACAAUAACGGCGGUUUCCGACCAGGCAAUUGGGCUUUCUGUCUGUCUGUCUGCCUGUCUCUCCUCUCCUCUCUCAACGCAACGCAGCGCAACGCCCGCCCGUCCGCCCACCAAGCAAGCCCCUUAUCCCCCCCCCAACUCCACUCGAGCCUCACCUACAGUCAACAGCCGACUGGACGGGCAAUAAAGAGAUUGCGAGGAGUCGAAGGUCCACGCAACGAACGGCAACAUAUGCGGGGAGAAGGAGAGCAGGAUCUUGCACGGGCUUCACAGCUCGAUACGACUUGCCAGAAGUCGUAGCUGAUUGAUCUCCAGAGCCCAGAAUGGCUUCAUCUUAUGCGCUGCCAGCGUCGGCAAUGACCCACAGCCAUGGUCAUGGACAUACACACCUCCAUUCGCACUCUCACUCGCAUUCACCAGGCCGCCAAUAUCCGGCGAGUACCCCCAAGGUCUUGCGGUCAGAACGAUCAAGCGGCAGUCUACAUUCGCAUUCACACUCCGAACCACACUUAAACCAUGGGCACAACCAUAGCCAUAGUUCCUCGCCCAGUCGUGGUCACAGCUAUGCGCGAGAUCACUCCCCGUCUCCAUAUCUCCCAACUCCUCCGAACAGUAACGACAUGUCACCAAUUGCUGAAUUCGAAAAGCAUGCCCACCAAUACGAGACUUCACCUGCACUCUCGUCAAUGAGUUCCUUCGAACCCUCCCUUAACGCUCUCGGUGUUUUAUCUCAUAGCCAUAAACAUGACCACCUCCAUCACCAUGCCCCACUGGUUGAAUCGCCGCGGUCCAAAUUUACCAGCCUGCUCUUACCAUUUGCUAUGCGCUGGCCCCUGCUCCAUACCAUAUUGGCAGACAAAGACUCUCGCAGGAUAUUUUAUUUCAUGUCAUUAAACUUUGCGUUCAUGAUCGUACAAGCCUUCUACGGCUUUUUGACGGAUUCUCUUGGACUACUCAGCGAUAGCAUACAUAUGUUCUUCGAUUGCUUGGCUCUGGGCGUUGGAUUAUUUGCUGCCGUUGCCAGCAAGUGGCCACCCAGUGAACGUUUUCCAUACGGCUUUGGAAAAAUUGAGAGUUUGUCGGGAUUUGGAAAUGGAGUAUUUUUGAUGUUGAUCAGCGUUGAGAUCAUGAUCGAGGCGGCGGAGAGACUUGCGGAGGGAAGAGAGACAAAACGACUAGCGGAACUGUUCGUGGUUAGCGCAAUGGGUCUUGCUGUCAAUCUAGUGGGCAUGGCAUGUUUCGGUCACCACGGACACCACGGACACGAUCAUGGAGGGCAUAGUCACGGUCAUGAACAUGAUCACGGACACGGUCAUUCGAACUCGCAUGAAAAGAGUCAUUUGCACGACCAUCACGACCAUCACGACCACGACCAUGCCCAAGAUCAUGAUUGCAAGAAUAGCCACGACCAUAGCACCCUUCUAUCUGAUUCACCUGCAGCCAAAGCACAUGCCCAUGUUGUUCAUGCUCACUCCCACGACAAUGAAAAUAUGCACGGUAUCUUCCUUCAUGUCCUCGCGGAUACCAUGGGUAGCGCUGCUGUCAUGGUUUCUACCGCGUUGAUCCACUUCUUCGGAUGGAAUGGAUGGGAUCCUCUUGCAUCCUGCGUUAUCGCGAUCUUGAUAUUCUUAUCGUCCAUUCCUCUCAUCAAGAGUAGUGCGAAGAAACUACUCCUAACAGUCCCCGAUGAGAUCGAAUACGGGCUUCGGGACACGCUUGCAGGUGUCAGUGAUUUGAGAGGAGUUGCCACCUACACUGUACCACGAUUCUGGAUGGGCGACAAGAACACAAACAGUGGGAGUGAACAGGUGCUGGGUGUGAUGCACAUAAUUGCCACACGUGGUUCUGAUCUAGAUGACGUACGAGAGCGAACGAGAGAUUUCCUUCUCAACCACGGAAUCGACGUCGUAGUCCAGGUCGAGAAGGGCGAAGACCAGAGCUGUUGGUGCGGAGGUUCGAGCAGCCGAUCUCCAAGUCAGUCUUUGUACUAGCGUAUUGGUCGGUCACUUUAUAGAAGAUGGCAUAGGCACUUUCUGAUAUAUACAUAUCUGUAACAAGCAUGCAUCUUUGGGAUGGUGUGGCUUGUAGGAUAGGACACUGCAUUCUUGUUGAUUGGCUUAAGUAAUCCUCGUUCGUCUCUGCAGCAUUUAGAUAGAAGUGCUCAAUGAUACCACGUAUGCAAGCCCA
This is a messenger RNA of Cadophora gregata, 2550 nucleotides long. RefSeq names its product putative zinc transporter msc2 (gene MSC2). Gene Ontology annotation, cellular component: Golgi apparatus; membrane. Bases 687 to 2354 code for a protein of 555 amino acids. The transcript is spliced from 2 exons. Gene Ontology annotation, biological process: transmembrane transport; intracellular zinc ion homeostasis; zinc ion transport. Gene Ontology annotation, molecular function: zinc ion transmembrane transporter activity. NCBI's taxonomy places the organism in Eukaryota, Fungi, Ascomycota, Leotiomycetes, Helotiales, Ploettnerulaceae. The record is from RefSeq and is a predicted model, not a curated record.